Adelges cooleyi (spruce gall adelgid) is the source of this 644-nucleotide messenger RNA. It is a transcript of the gene Vha14-1, whose product is annotated as V-type proton ATPase subunit F. The record is from RefSeq and is a predicted model, not a curated record. The transcript has 5 exons. Gene Ontology annotation, biological process: proton transmembrane transport. Bases 113 to 481 code for a protein of 122 amino acids. Gene Ontology annotation, cellular component: proton-transporting V-type ATPase, V1 domain; membrane. Gene Ontology annotation, molecular function: proton-transporting ATPase activity, rotational mechanism. NCBI's taxonomy places the organism in Eukaryota, Metazoa, Arthropoda, Insecta, Hemiptera, Adelgidae.
GUGUGAUAAAGUGGAUGCGUUUUGUUGUGCAGUAAUUGAAAAUUACUGUCGACUUUUACACAUUUUUUGUGGAUUUUGAAUAAAAAAAUUAAGAAACUCCAAAAGUUUAACCAUGGCUAUGCAUUCAGCUGUUAAAGGAAAAUUACUUGCCGUAAUUGGAGAUGAAGACACUUGUGUUGGUUUUUUGCUAGGCGGAAUCGGAGAAAUUAAUAAACACAGACAUUCAAAUUUCAUGGUUGUAGACAAAAAUACAGCGAUUAUUGAUAUUGAAGAAUGCUUUAAAGCUUUUGUUAAACGAGAUGAUAUUGAUAUUAUACUUAUCAACCAAAAUGUUGCUGAAAUGAUUCGUCAUGUGAUCGAUGGACAUACCCAACCAGUGCCAGCUGUUCUCGAAAUACCGUCAAAAGAUCACCCUUAUGAUGCCAGUAAAGAUUCAAUUUUACGUCGCGCAAAGGGAAUGUUUAAUCCUGAGGAUGUUUGAGGAAAAUAGUACCAAAUUAUUAUUAUUAUUGUUUUUGUUAUUAGAGUGGUCAUUUAUAUUUUAACAUUCCAUUUUCAUGUAUUUGUUUAAAAAUUUAAUAUGUGCAUUACAGCAUAAGGUAAAUGUCAAAUAAUAAUAAAAAAAUAAAUACAUUUUACAAGUG